CCAAGGCAAAAAGAUUUGGGAAGUGCUGUGUACUCAUUCUUUUCUUUUGUCUUUGAUUUUUUUUUUUAAAAAAGAUUGUGCGCAGAUCAUUAUUAUUUUUUUUUUUGGGAAGGAAAAAAUUAUGUAUAUGAUCCCCUUUCCUUUCUGGGACACUAACCUCAAAAAUCUCUUGAUAUAUUGCUGACCGCAUCCACUGAAUUGGAAGUACUUUUUAGUCCUGGGAAGAAGAUACCAGAAGCCAGAGGAGGAGAAGGUUGAAGCUUUGAAGGAGUUACUGUUGAGGGAAGAAAUGGGGUUUUGGAGUAGGAGAAUGAUGUGUGUUGGGCUGCUGGUGCUAUUGUCGGCGUCAUUCUGUGCCUCUGAUACUGACCCUUUUGAUGUUAUGGCAAUAAAUGGCUUGUACUUAUCUUUAGGAUCUCCACCUCUAACUGGGUGGGUUCCUGUUGGAGGAGAUCCAUGUGGGGAAGAGUGGCAAGGUGUUAAUUGUGUCUUCGCGAACAUAACUGAACUACGACUUAAUAGCAUGGAUCUUGGAGGUACUUUGGAUGGUAGUAUAGUAAACUUCGAAUCCAUCAUAUUAUUCAGGGAUCUGAGUGACAAUCACAUUGGAGGGAGUAUUCCACUGACCUUGCCCCUUACCCUCAGGAACUUAUCACUUUCAGGCAAUCAGUUUAAUGGAAGCAUCCCUAACUUGUCCACGUUAAGUGAGCUCUUGGAUUUGUCUCUGAAUGAUAAUCAUCUAAGUGAUGGAAUACCAGACUCCUUUCAACAGCUUAACGGUUUAAUAAAUUUGGAUCUGUCAGGAAACAAUUUGAGUGGUCAGCUGCCUCCCUCAUUUAGGAACUUGUCAUCUCUUAACAUGCUGCACUUGCAGAACAACAAACUUUCUGGGAAGCUUGAUCUGCUACAGGAUCUUCCCCUUUUGGACUUGAAUGUAGAGAACAAUCUAUUUUCAGGUCCUAUACCUCCAAAGUUGCUGACUAUUCCAAAUUUUAGAAAAGAUGGAAAUCCCUUUAAUACCACUAUCCUUGCACCACCACCAGUUGCACCACCUCCAUUUGGAGCUGGGGCCCCUUUCUUGCCUCCUGCUCCUGGUCAAGGACAUGGAGGUCAGACAAAUGGAUCUUCCAAGCUAGAGCCAACCCAGUCAGAAAAAGGAAGAAACUUUUGGACAAACAAGCGUAGGCUCACCUGGAUUGUUGUUUCUGGGGUUCUAGCCCUUGUUGUAUUAGGGGUGUGUCUUUUGGUGUGGAGAUGUUCUAAAGGUAGAAAAGCUAAUGAAAAUGAUGAGAAGCAUGGUAUGGAUGCACUUCAGGAACCUACAGGGAAGCCUGGUCACAGCAAUAAAUCUUCAUUUCAACCUACUGUUCAAAUUAAGGAGGACAUUGGAAGAAUGGCACCAAGUCUUAAACUGGAGGAUGAGUAUGUGAUAGAUGUGAUGAAAAUGCCUACAAGUCAAAGGCAUAAAAAAGAUCACGAGAUUGAUAUGAAUUCCAUGGCCCAGCAAUCAAUAGUUCCUGCUCCACCUGUUGAAGGGGUUAAUGUUAACCCAGUUGUGCCAGCAGUUGUAAAAAGAGGUGGUCAUGCUUCUACAAGUCAGAAAUCUGCAUUUUCCACUAGCGUUUUCACCAUUGCAUCACUUCAGCAGUAUACAAAUAGCUUUUCUGAAGACAAUUUUAUUGGAGAAGGCAUGCUUGGUAGCGUUUAUAGGGCUGAGCUUCCUGAUGGAAAGCUACUUGCCAUCAAGAAAUUGGAUAGUAAAGCUUCUGGGUGGUGGAACGAAGAGGACUUCUUACAACUGAUUUCUAAUAUCUCCAAACUUAAACAUCCUAAUAUCUUGGAGCUUGUGGGUUACUGUAAUGAGCAUGGUCAACAGCUGCUUGUGUACGAGUAUUGUGGCCAUGGGUCGCUUUAUGAUGCAUUGCAUAUGGAUGAUGAAAUUCAUAGAAAACUUUCCUGGGAUGCACGUGUCCGGGUGGCACUUGGAGCUGCAAGAGCCUUACAGUAUCUGCAUGAGGUCUGCCAGCCACCCAUCAUGCAUAGGAAUCUUAAGUCUUCAAAUGUUCUUCUUGAUGACAAGUUUGCAGCACAUAUCUCAGACUUCAUCUUGGCUCCUUUGUCUAGUUCUGUAGAUCAGUUAUCAGGUAGCCUCAUAUCUUCUGGUUAUGGAGCCCCAGAACUUGAGCUAGGAAGUUAUACUUGCCAGAGUGAUGUCUAUAGCCUUGGAAUUGUAAUGUUAGAACUCCUCACAGCGCGAAAACCAUUUGAUAGGUCACGGUCUCGAGGGGAGCAAUCUCUAGUUGGAUGGGCAAUUCCCAAGCUUCAUGAUAUCGAUGCGUUAUCCAAGAUGGUUGAUCCUUCUCUAAAUGGAGCAUAUCCAGUAAAAUCACUCUCUCGUUUUGCAGAUAUAAUAUCUCGAUGUGUGCAGUGGGAGCCAGGAUUCCGACCACCAAUCUCCGAAAUUGUCCAAGACCUUUUACACAUGAUUUAGAGCAAAAACUUAAGAACCGUCAAAACUGCUGGUCCGAGCAUGAAUAGGAGAAUUUUGAUUUGAAGCCUGUUAUAUAUAUAUAUAUAUAUAUAUACCGCAAGCCCGCGACAUUCUUUUCCACGCCUCUCCUGUUCUGUUUCUUCUUUUCACUGAGAGUGAUGAGUUCUGCUGCUCGCGAACGUAAAUGCUUGGUUUUGAAGGGUGAUUGAGGUGUGUUAAUGUUGUUUUGUCGGUGUGAGAUGUCGGAUGGUGCCAAACCACAAUCAAAUGAUUACUUUCUUGUUUUUGUCCUGAGUAAGAAUAAUUAGCACAUGAAUGAAGAAGAAGAAGAACCCACAUGGAUAAAGCUGUGUAGUCAACUGCAAAAUUCCAGAAUUAAGCCAUAAACAAAAGGAAAUGCAUGACUUCUCCUUACUUUCCCACAUGAGUUCUGUCAUGACCCAAUCCGGAACUGAGUUCCAACCUGAGUCCCAAUUCUUUUUCUAUUAAUAGAACAUCUUAUUAUCU
Rubroshorea leprosula is the source of this 2998-nucleotide messenger RNA. The record is from the annotation of a GenBank genome assembly. NCBI's taxonomy places the organism in Eukaryota, Viridiplantae, Streptophyta, Magnoliopsida, Malvales, Dipterocarpaceae.